CGAGUUUGACGAGCAGCAACUCAAAAAUGCAGCAGUAAGGAGUGUCACUCUCUCACAGCAGUCAUGACUGAAUCCUUUGAGAGAGCAGUAGAGGAUGUGAAGGUGCUGGAUAAGAGGCCGGGAUAUGGAGUACUGGGAGAAGUAUAUGGGUUGUACAAGCAGGCAACAGUUGGAGAUGUUAACAUAGAGCGUCCAGGGUUCUUUGACAUAGCAGGACGAGGAAAAUGGGACGCAUGGGAACGAAGGAAAGGUCUUUCAAAAGAAGAAGCAAUGACCGCCUACGUUGACCUGGUGGAGGAGCUGAAGGGGAAAUUUGGGUUCUCUCAAAUGACGUAGCCUUUUCAAUGUCACAUCUCUAAUGUUGUUCUCAGUAGAAACAAAAAAUUGGACACCAUUUAGAACAGAUUGUACACGCUGCUGCACUCUUUGGUACUUAAUUACUGUGUAAGACACGAUUGGUCGAAAUGCUUGAGAGCACAGCAGUUUGGAGUACUUUCUGGUACUCUAAAUUGGUUAAAACCAAAAAAGUGUAGCAAUAGAAGCACUUUGGGAAAUAACACUGAUUUGCUUUCUUGCUGAGAGCAGGAAGAAAAUGGCUAGCCUUUAUGCUAAGCUAAGCUAGUCGCAUGCUGGCUCGAGCUUCAUAUUUAGCUAUCAGCCAUUAAAAAGAUGUGGUAUCAAUCUUCUCGUCUAACUCUCAGCAAGAACAUGAAUAGAUGUGUUUCCUAAAAUGUCUAACUAAUGAGUUGAAGUGUGAAUAAAAUGUACCAUUACGUAUAACAACGGUUUAA
Molecule: messenger RNA, 791 nt
Organism: Anoplopoma fimbria (sablefish)
Lineage: Eukaryota; Metazoa; Chordata; Actinopteri; Perciformes; Anoplopomatidae
Product: acyl-CoA-binding protein-like
Exons: 4
Coding region: 64-336 (90 amino acids)
Biological process (GO): fatty acid metabolic process
Molecular function (GO): fatty-acyl-CoA binding
Source: RefSeq, a predicted model, not a curated record